Molecule: messenger RNA, 1620 nt
Organism: Filobasidium floriforme
Lineage: Eukaryota; Fungi; Basidiomycota; Tremellomycetes; Filobasidiales; Filobasidiaceae
Product: pyridoxal-dependent decarboxylase
Exons: 2
Coding region: 1-1620 (539 amino acids)
Cellular component (GO): cytoplasm
Molecular function (GO): ornithine decarboxylase activity
Source: RefSeq, a predicted model, not a curated record
AUGGCGACUGUCACCACUUCGUGCUUUGAGGAGCAAACCCUCCGACUCGUCCCGAACGAGCAACCCGAAGGUUUCGUCGCCGAGAGGGCGUCCGGUUCCAUCGGUCAGCCCUUGAAUGAAUACCUUCGCAAGCUCGAGGAGAAUGCCGGCAGCAAUGACCGGCUUGCUACUCUCCCCUUGAACAACGCGUUCAACCCUUUUCUUCCUACGCCUCCUCCCGGUUCUCCCCGUGGCAAGACGGCUAGCGAGUUGGGCAUCAACGAGGACGCCCUCGUCCCCGUACACGAUGCUACCGUAGAUGACUUGAUCAAGGCCAAGAUCCACGAAGCCGAGUUGAGCGGCGAGGAGUCGGCCUUUUUCGUCGGCGACCUCUCGGACGUCUAUUCGGCCGUGAAGAAGUGGAAGCAAUCUCCUCUAGGUGAUCGGGUCGAGAUCUUCUACGCGGUCAAGUGUAACCCUUCCCCCGUUGUCCUUCACCUAUUGUCCCUCAUGGGCACUUCGUUCGAUUGCGCCUCGGUCGCCGAGAUCAACACGGUGCUCUCGCUCCCCUCGGCGCCUUCCCCGGACAGAAUCAUCUUUGCCAACCCGUGCAAGCCCGUCAGCUUCAUCCGAGCCGCGGCCAAUAGCGGGGUCGAAAUGAUGACGUUUGACAACGCCGACGAGUUGCACAAGAUUGCCAGGUCUCAUAGGGGUGCCAAAUUGGUCCUCCGAAUCUUGACGGACGAUUCCAAGUCUCUCUGUCGACUCGGCCUCAAGUUUGGAGCUCCCUUGUCGACUUGCGCCGGGUUGAUCAAGCUCGCCAAACAGCUCGGUCUGGAUGUCAUUGGGGUUUCCUUCCACGUCGGUUCUGGCUGCAAGGACCCGAUGCAGUUCGCAGACGCCGUCUGGAGGGCCAAGCAGGUAUUCGAGAUGGGUAAAGCCGAGGGGUACCGAUUCACCUUUUUGGACGUCGGCGGAGGUUUCGAGGCGGUCGUGUUUGACGAGAUGAGCAAGGUCCUCAGGGACAGCUUGGAGGUCUACUUUCCCGUUGCUGAAGGGGUCAGGGUCGUCGCCGAGCCUGGCAGGUUCUUGGUCGCUCCCGCGUUUACGCUCGCGACUAGCAUCAUCGCUCGACGAAAGGCGCUGGAAGAGGAAUCUGUCGAGGACGUUCAGAUGGUUGAAAAGGUCGAGGGCGAAGGUGCCGAUGUCAUGUACUACAUCAACGACGGCGUUUACAGCGCGUUCAACUGUAUCAUGUUCGAUCACCAGAUCGUUCACCCUUACCCGUUGACGAUCGGUCAGGACGUCGAACGCGCCAUCCCUCGUCUUGCUGGCCCGCCUCCUCCCAACGUCCACCUCGCUCAGGACUUGACCGUCACCAUGGGUUACAAGGACACUGAACGCGCUUCGGUCUGGGGUCCCACGUGCGACUCGAUCGAUUGCGUGAGAAACCUCGUUCACUUGCCUCGAGGGAUUCAGGUCGGAGAUUGGCUCGGUUGGGGAGAGAUGGGAGCGUACACCAUGUGCGCCGCUAGCUCCUUCAACGGGAUGCCUAUCGCGCCUUCGCACUUCACUACCGGAGGUCAGGGCGAGGACAGUCGAGAGGUCAGGAGGAUCUUGGACUCGUUUGUCGCUUACUAG